GUAUAUAAUGACAUAUAAUGACAAGAUCCAAGCAUUUCACUGAAAUAUAAAUUAGAUCGAUUUUCUAAAUGAAAGUGGGUUUCAUUUCUGUUUACUUUCGGAACCAUGUUUUCUAAUCAGGAAAUUCCAAGUCCAUUUAAAUGACAUCUGUCAUGCAACAUAACCAGCAAUACAGAAACAGGUGAAUGAUGUUAUUACAAUUCGUUAUGGGAAAUAAAUAAAAAAUUGAUUUAGUUAUGAAUGGAAUGUUUCUGUAAACUUCGCUUUCUGUUUUGACGUUGUAUUUUAUAAAAAUGAAUUGUGGAAAUGUUGAAAACAUCACGAAAUGAAAACAACGCAGAAUCAUUUCAUAAGAAUGCAGUCCAAGAUGUUCUACGUGUUGCAAUUAUAAUUUAUUUUGAAUUUAUCAAUCGAACGAAUAUAAAAUAACAUAAUAAUUCUAUUUCAUCAUCUGGCGGUACAGAGAUAUACAAGUGAUACCAAUCGAUUCAUAACAUUUCGUUUCGAAUUUGAUUAUAAGAGACCGGUUCCUACUCAAAAGCGUUAAAUUGAAAAGUUAUUCUGCUAGUAGUGUAUAUUCAUUAGUGCAGGUUCAACAUUGACUAUAAUGUCGACACCGAGGAAUAUUGAUAAAAAUGGAAAUGGAAAGGAAGCCAGUCCUACCCCUAGCCCUCCUGAUCAACCUAAGCUCAUGCCCGGAGGCAACUACAUCCAAACAGGCAGAGAUUCAGCAAAAAGUACUUGUCUCAUUUUUGCACCUCACGACGACGAAUGUGGAAUCCUGGCCAAGUAUUUGAAAAUUUUCAUGAAGAACGAUGUUAACCUGUUGCACAUUGAAUCGAGGCCAUCUUCCAGGAUGCCUGGACGAUAUGAAUUCAUGGUGGAAUGUGCCCCAAGUGGAGAUAUCGCAUCUGCAAUCAUGGACAUCAAAGACAUGAGCGACUAUCUUAAUAUAAUUUCUAGAGACUACAGGGAUAACAAAGACAGUGUACCAUGGUUUCCAAGAAGAAUAAGAGACCUCGACAAAUUCGCCAAUCAAAUAUUAUCGUAUGGAGCUGAACUGGAUGCUGAUCAUCCAGGAUUCACGGACCCAGUUUACAGAAAAAGAAGGAAAUACUUUGCAGAUAUCGCCUACAACUACAAACACGGGGAGCCUCUGCCGAGGGUGGAAUAUACGAAGGAAGAAAUAGACACCUGGGGAAAAGUAUUCAGACAAUUGACAGCCUUAUAUCCAACUCACGCCUGCAAAGAACACAACCAUGUGUUUCCCCUUCUCGUCCAGAAUUGUGGUUAUAGAGAAGACAACAUACCUCAGCUUGAAGAUAUAACUAAUUUUUUGAUGGACUGUACAGGCUUCAGACUACGACCGGUAGCUGGAUUACUUUCGUCGAGAGAUUUCUUGGCAGGCUUGGCUUUCAGGGUGUUCCAUUCGACGCAGUACAUACGUCAUCCCAGUAAACCAUUCUACACGCCAGAGCCUGACGUAUGUCACGAACUUUUGGGACAUGUACCAUUGUUUGCAGAUCCGGCCUUCGCCCAGUUUUCACAAGAAAUUGGUCUAGCUUCUCUGGGAGCUCCAGAUGAUUACAUCGAGAAACUAGCUACCUGCUUCUGGUUCACAGUAGAGUACGGAUUAUGUCAAGAAGACAAUGAGAUCAAAGCUUACGGAGCCGGACUAUUAUCUUCAUAUGGCGAACUUCAAUAUGCAUUAGAAGGAAAAGCAGAAAUAAGACCUUUCGAACCUGAAAAAACAGGAGUGCAAAAAUAUCCAAUUACAGAGUAUCAACCAAUCUACUACGUUGCAGAAAGUUUCGAUGAUGCCAAGGAAAAAUUGAUUAAAUAUGCUGCGAAGAUUCCUAGGUCCUUUAGUGUGAGAUACAAUGCCUACACUCAAAGUAUAGAAGUUUUGGACUCUAAACCACAGGUGGAAAUGCUACUUGGCAACAUAUCAAAUGAACUGGCCAUACUGAACGAUGCUCUGAAAAAAUUGUAGUUGUAUAUAGUUAUUUUAUCAUAAUUGUAUAAUUUUAAGAACCCAAAAUCAUAUCUUCUAUAUAAUUUAAACUAAUAACUUAGUAUUAACUUAGGAAGUACUGAUAAUUUGUAGAUAUUGUAAGAAAAAGUAGUGGAAAUAAUAACAAGUUUCUGCAGAAAUACUGUGAA
Molecule: messenger RNA, 2163 nt
Organism: Harmonia axyridis
Lineage: Eukaryota; Metazoa; Arthropoda; Insecta; Coleoptera; Coccinellidae
Product: protein henna
Exons: 6
Coding region: 608-1993 (461 amino acids)
Biological process (GO): L-tyrosine biosynthetic process; L-phenylalanine catabolic process
Molecular function (GO): iron ion binding; phenylalanine 4-monooxygenase activity
Source: RefSeq, a predicted model, not a curated record